Molecule: messenger RNA, 997 nt
Organism: Cydia pomonella (codling moth)
Lineage: Eukaryota; Metazoa; Arthropoda; Insecta; Lepidoptera; Tortricidae
Gene: mRpS28
Product: small ribosomal subunit protein bS1m
Exons: 2
Coding region: 144-674 (176 amino acids)
Cellular component (GO): mitochondrial small ribosomal subunit
Source: RefSeq, a predicted model, not a curated record
ACUGUCAGUGUUACUUAACAUUCGGAAUUGUAGGUUAUGAACAGUUAUGAAUUGCAUUUGAGUAAAAUAUUAUUUUGGUUUUUCUAUUUGUUUGAAUAAUAAUACUGAUAAGUUGAAUACGCGCUACAUCUGCCGCUACAGAAAUGUUUGGUUUGGCCAGAUUAUCAAGAAAUUGGAAACAUUCAAACUUAUUGACUCGACGCUCCAGAUUAUUUAGUACUAUCGACUCAAAAAAUGUUGAUCAAAAUCAGGAGAAAAUACCUGAUAUUCCCGAAAAAGGUGGUUUUGCUAAGGCGUUUGAAAAACAGUCCCAUAUUUUAGAUACACAGGAACCUGCUGUCAACCACUCAUUCCCAUCUCUGCUACGAAAUUCUAAGUUUAUGGAUUUAGGAGAUCCCUCCGGCAAAGUGGUUAUAGGCAAAAUAUUUCACGUUGUGGAAGAUGAUUUAUACAUAGACUUCGGUUGGAAAUUCCACUGUGUGUGUACCCGCCCUACGAAUAGGGGUGACGAAUAUGUCCGUGGAGCGAGAGUAAAGAUUCAGAUAAAGGACUUGGAGCUAUCGUCUCGUUUUCUUGGAUCAAGCACAGACCUCACACUUCUGGAAGCUGACUGCAAGCUGCUAGGCUUAGUUUCUACGCCCUUACGAGCUGCAGUAACUGAGAAACAGCAGUGAGGUAAGUAAUCAUCAGAGGCUUAGAACCAAGAACUAAUGUGUAUUUUUGAUAUAGUUAAGAAGAAUAUCUGUUUCUGAACUUUAUGAUGUAAUUAAUGAAAGAGUAAUGUAUUUAUUUCUUAUGCUUUAGCAGUUUAAGUAAUGAAUACAAAAACUGUUGCUUGUUUGUUGUUUUAAGAGACUGUUAAACUUUUUGAACUCAUUACUAAUAUCCAAAAUUGGUAUACACAUCUAUCAAGGCUUUAAGUCUGUGUGGUUUACUUAUUAUGUAAAUAUAGUGUAGCUAAUUCUUACUUGUACAAUAAAUGUCAUUUAUAAUAGUA